UAAUCCAUUGUAGUAGUAGGAGUAUGUUUCUGUACAGGGAACUGAAACCUCUGAAUGAUGAUGAUCAGAGACCCACCUCGAUCAAAUCCAACCAUUCAAAUCCCGCCGGCAUGUGACUUCCGUUUUGUAGAUGAUCAAAUGCCCACUGUUCACUCGCCGCUUAACACUUUUGCAGCAUUACAACAUUAUUUGCAGUCGAAGAAAGAUGGCGACGGAAUGGAAGGAGAAGUAAACGGCGUCGUAAUAGUAGAAGAAGAUGGGAUUGAUGAUGUUGAUUAUGAUUUUCCGAUAGAUGCAUUUUCGUCAGAUGAUUUUCGGAUGUUUGAGUUUAAGGUGAAGAAGUGUUUACGUGUUAGGUCACAUGACUGGACGGAAUGCCCGUUUGUUCAUCCCGGCGAGAAGGCUCGCCGGCGGGAUCCCCGGAAGUUUCAGUAUUCCUGCGCCGGUUGCCCUGACUUCAAGAAGGGACUGUGUAGAAAGGGAGAUUCAUGCGAGUACGCACACGGCGUAUUUGAGACUUGGCUCCACCCGGCUCGCUACCGUACACAGCCUUGUAAGGAUGGCACCCAUUGCCGGCGGCGCGUCUGUUUUUUCGCCCACACACCGGAUCAGCUCCGUGCAUGUUCACCGAGCCCGGACUUUUCACCGAGCCGAUUUGGUCAUUCCCCGGCUUAUGGGCAUUCCCCGGCGUCCUCUCCGGCGAAUGGGUCGCCACCUAAGUCGCCGAGGGGAUCAAGUCGUAACUCGGUGAGUGGACUUGCCGAAUCGAUACGGGGUAUGCAGAUUAACAAGGUGCGGAUGGGCCUUAGCUUGAGCCCGCCAACAUGGGGCCUUCAGAUAGGAUCCGGUUUCGGGUCACCUCGGAGUCCGACAAGAUUCCUACCCGGAUUCUCGAGUUUGCCUUCAACUCCGGCUUGGACCCGGACUCGGUCCGGAUUCAAGGCGUUUGACAUCUCAGAAACCGGCGAAGAAGAGGAACCAGUUAUGGAGAGUGUGGAGUCUGGUAGGGACCUACGGGCGAAAAUCUACGCAAAACUCAGUAAGGAAAACUCGCUCCAUCGAGUCGAUUCCAGCAAUACGGAUACUGAUGUCGGCUGGGUUUCAGAACUCGUAAAAUAACGAUCCGGUUUGGAUUUCGGUUUUGGAUUAUGAGCAAUCGGGUGAAUGGCUUUUGACUGUGAAUAUUAUCCGUUGACUUUAUUAUUGAAGAGGAUUGCUUUGUAAUUUGUUAAUAGUUUAAUUGUCAAUUUGAUUUCUGAUUUUUUAUUUCAAUGUCAAAAUUUCGAGAUGUAUUUUCACCUGUAAAAUUAAUUUUCUCCUUGAGAAUUAAAAUCUUCUCCGUACCAUUAUAUUUAA
Molecule: messenger RNA, 1356 nt
Organism: Olea europaea var. sylvestris
Lineage: Eukaryota; Viridiplantae; Streptophyta; Magnoliopsida; Lamiales; Oleaceae
Product: zinc finger CCCH domain-containing protein 20-like
Exons: 1
Coding region: 55-1119 (354 amino acids)
Molecular function (GO): metal ion binding
Source: RefSeq, a predicted model, not a curated record